UCAUGUACCGGAACGAGGAAGUCACGCUGAGAGACAUCGUGCAUUUCAGAGCGCAUUUGCUGGUCGACAGCCGAAACUUGAAGGAGUCACUAGAACGGGCAGAAUGGAGCCUCGGCGUGGAGCUAUGGUGCAGCGAGGGGGCGCAGUCCGGCACCCUCGCGCCGGUCAUCUGCCGGGUGCUCAAACUGCACUUCCAGCCGGCCCAGGGUCUGCACUACCACCUGCCGGUGUUGUUCGACUACUUCCACCUCUCGUCUGUCUCCAUCACCAUCCACGCGAGUCUGGUUGCUUUGCAUCAGCCCUAUAUCAAGAAAAGCAUCAUGCAUUAUGUGCAAAGCUGCGCCCCACGUUCCAGUAAGCAGUGGGGCAAGCUCAUGAAGAGUGCGGGUUCGAACUUCAACACUUCUGGGAGCUUCGACAACGUCCUCUUCGGAGCCACAGCGAAGUGUGCUGGCGGUAAUUCUAGCAAGAUUGCGCAUGCGAGACAAGUGCACGCCGAAAUCUGCGGCAUUCUGCUGGGGUCUCUGGAAGGCCUGCAGAGCGCCCUGUCUGUGUGCGGUUCUGCGGGCGUAAUGCUGACCCCUGAGGAGUCCACCAAUAACUCCGUCGUCGGCGAGGUCGCGCAGAGGCUGCAAGAGUUGAGCGACAUCGGCAAGAAGUCAGAAGCAGGCGAAGAAGAGGAAUGGGCUAUGGGGGCAGCGCACGAUAUCGCUCGGCUCUGCGCUGAGGUCACGCUGCGGUGGCGCGCCUUCCUGCACCAUGUGACAGACCGGCCCCAUGUGCAUCAUGCUCUUGCUGCUCGUCAUCAUGCCUUGCGCAUCAAGCGUUUCUCCGAAUGCUUCUUCGUGCUGGACAAUCCCAGGCACUCGCUCGCCGGCUGCUACGACAGCAACUACCAGUCGUACCAGAGCGUCGGGGAGGCGGCGAGGAGGUCCCGCUACCUGGCCCUCCUGCCUCCUCUGCCGGUGCACUGUAUUGCCCUGGACGGGGACCCGCAUAUCAUGCCUAUCAUCUUUGAGGAUAGAUAUCAAGAUACAGCGGAGUUCGCAAGACGUCGUUCCUUUUUAAAUUCUAGUGCUAGUAAAGCUGGUAGUGAUCCGUUUUUAUGCAUCGAUUCUAUGGAAUCGUGUGGCUGCAGCAAUGUGAGUCCAAUCUUGGAUUCAAGGAGACCUUCAUCAGAAGCUUCAAGAGUUACCCUCACCCUCCCGAAAACAAUAAUGGAUGUUCUAGAACCACAAUUUAAUGCCCCCAAAUCUGGCGAAAGUGUAGUACAAGCUACGCUGACUCUAGCCCCACAAAAAUCUGCUCGAGGUUCCCCAAAGCGAGCACUUGUCAAACAAAAUGUAGUUGAAAUGGCUAAAGCUCACAAUAAACAAUUGGAAUUGACUGGAAGGAAUCGAUACAUAGUGCAAAAUAAUCAAAUUAGUGAAAUACAGUUACCUCCAAAUAAUGCAUUUGCAUCUUGUCCCAUACAACAGGGACAACAACUAUCUAGGUAUUCAGCAUCAACAUUAUUAGAUAUGAAUACAGCUAAAGGUUCUGCCAAUAUUUCACAUUCUGGGAGAGACUUAACUGAUCCGAAUGAGUUUCGACCAAAACGUGAAAUAACAAGUGGAGUUAGCACACUGCCUGCUAGACAUAGUAAAUCGUUGGAUCAGUUAAGAGUCGCACAAAUGACGCCACUGAGCAACCCACAAACGCUUGCUAAAACUGUGAAAAAUGGUUCAAAUUCUUCAGUUAAUUAUCCCAAAUCUUACCAUCCACCACAACAAAUGAAGCCCACAACUCUUCCGCGAAGUGUGACUACUACGGCAUACCCAACAAAUACUACCACUAGGUGCCCAAAGGGUGAUGACUACAGAAGAAAUAUUAGUGAAUUUAGAGAAAAAUACAAGAAUCCUUGUCAAGGAAUGAACAAUGAAGUAUUCCACAACGUGGGAUAUAAGUAUGAUGGCGUGUCGAAAUCGAAUCCUAACCAAGUGUACGGUUAUACUUUCGGUAAUCAGGGUACUCUGCCAGCGAAUAAUGUUAUUCGUAAUCCGUUAGAAUUUCAAAGAGGCUAUAGUGUAAAUUUACCCCGUCCUAUGUUGCCUCCACGUAAUUCUUACCCACCGGUUAGUGGGAAAACUCAAGCGACUGAUCAAAGUAACUUAGUUUCUAAUAAGCACGUUCAUAGGUCAAACUCUACUCACGUGUUCCACCAAAAUGCAGAAAAUCCUCAGAUAGAUAUUGAGGCAGCUCGAAAUCAACUGAGGCAUGAACUAAACUACUACCUUCAAAAGGGAGAUUGGAGUUACGACUUCAAUACAGGCAGUUUAAUACAAAACUAUCAGAAAAAAUCCAGUAAAAGCAGUGAUGACAGUGGAUUUGUGAUGACAUUAGACAGAAGCAGUGAUUGUACGUCUAAAUCUACGUAUUCGAAAACCCCACCGUCUACUCCGCAUUCAACAUUGCCAUCAGUAAGGCAUAAAAAGAGUCGGUCUAAAGAAUCAAAAUUAAAUAACAGUGGAAAAGAACAUUCAAAAGUGAACUCAAGUAGAGACUCACUAAGUAGCCAUCAUUCUAUUAGAUCAAGAGAUAGCAAAUCAGAUCGUCAAACAUCAAAGUCUGAAAGAAGCACACCCAAAUCUGGUAGAGGUACUCCAAAAUCUGGCAAAGCUACGCCCAAAUCUGGUGGGGUUACGCCUAGGUCUGGCCUGGCUACCCCCAAAUCUGGUAGAGCUACUCCAAAAUCGGGUGUAGCGACGCCAAAAAGUGGUAGAUCAAGUGGAAAACCAGAAAAACGCUCGAAACACAAGCCCUCAGAGAAAAUGACACAGCUAAUGUCUGAGGCAGCCUCCUCAUCUAGUAAUGAAAGUAUACCAUUUGAAUUAAGGAGGUUGGAGUCAUCUGCAAGUGUGCCCUAUAGCCUUGAUCAUGGUCCUGAAUUACUUCGCCAUUGUCGAAGUGCAGCAUCAGUACUAGAUGAACCUAAUAUAAACAACAACUUUGGAUCUGAAUCACUACCCAAUUUAGCACCACCUCCAGCGUUUGAAUCGCCACCGUUAGAUAUAGGAGAUAAAGAUUUCAAAAUAUCACCGCCAGAAAAUUUCUUGAAUAAAGAGGAAAAAAGAAGUAGAAGUUGUUCCACUUCAAGUUUGAGUGAACAAAGUGGAUGGGUUUCUAGUGCGCGAAGCUCGGGGCCAUCGUCGCCUGAUAAUGCCAGUUGUCAAUUAAAUGAAAAAUUCAUUCCACCUACUACAACCGCCGCUCCUAAAAUUCCUUGUCCAAAAUAUGAAGGCGAAGUGAUCAAACCGCGAAAAGCUGAAGGUGAGUCAAUAAGUGACUUCAAGAGAACUGUACUUAACGGUGAACAGUUACGAGAACGCCUUAUGAAACUAGCCGUAAAAGUAUCUCAGAAUAAUUCCAACGAAAAAAUAGAAUGCUGUGAUAAAGAAGUUUGUGAAGAAUGUACAAUAUGUAGCGAUUCCAUUUGUACAGAUAGCCAAUGUGAAUAUAACAAAUUAAUGCACAGCAAUGGAAUAGACGCUGGUUGUAAUUCGGACACAUGUUCAGCGAGUUGCUUCAAGCAAUUCUCUGAUACAAGUUCAGCAAAAGUCAAUCAGAGGCAUAACUCGUUUAGCGCUGGGCAGGGAAAAUCUUACAGUACUAACAUCAAAACUUCAAAUGAAGGCUCUGUGAAGAAAUCUCAGACCGUAAGCGACAAUUUGCAUCCUUAUAUACGCAAAGAGAUACAAAGUAAACACCAGCAAUUGCAGCAGCAAAAACAACAACUGCAACAACAGCAGCAGCAGCAAUUGCAAUCAGGAAAGUCAAGCACAUUAGAUAAAAACAAAUUAAGGGAAAGAAUAGAAUAUACGGAGAAAUUAAUAGCAGCAGAACUUCGAAGUUUAACAGUAGAUCGCUCUUGUAAAUCUCAUAAUGGCAAAAAAGUUGCUGGUGGCCCGGUGUCUGCUAUACAGAAGUACUCAAAUAAAGCCAAGUCCGAGGUGAAUUUGUCUAAUUUCAUGACUGACAAUGAUUACGAACAUUUGCCUCCGCCUCAGCAGUUCAGAGAUGCUCCACCGCCACCUGAUCAAUUUAGGGAUCCACCUUCAAAAUCUCCAAAACUUAGCAGACAAAGUAGCAAGUCCUCUACUCCUUCGAAGACUCCAAGGAAGCAGCAAACGCAGCCUUCGCCUUUACAACUAGACAAUCCAUUGUAUCAUGUUUGUGAAGGAAUUAUGGAGAGGCGAAAACUGAGAUCACACCAGUCGGUGAACUCCUCUUCCAGCACGCCGGCAGGCACCCUGAACAAAAGUCAGAGUACCGGUGAACUGGCUAGCAGAAACGAUAAUGGAAAUGAACGUGAGAGCAACCUCGUCAGUAUCUUUGGAUUGGCGGAGUCUGAACGUCUCUUCGUGAAGUGCAGAGAAGAAUUCAGACAAAGCGUUAAGUACCCUGGCGCCAUCUACUCAGACUUUCCCCCUGUAGAGAACUCUUUACCUUACUUCCAUAUCAGCGACGAAUAUAGAAUGUUCAACACCGAAGGGCUGCAUCUCAUCAUUUGCGUACAUGGCUUAGAUGGCAACGCAGCUGAUCUCAGAUUAGUCAAGACUUAUCUAGAAUUGGGUCUGCCUGGAGCAAGAUUAGACUUUCUAAUGUCAGAGAGGAAUCAAGGAGAUACGUUUUCAGAUUUCGAUACUAUGACUGAUAGGUUGGUCCAAGAAAUUCUUACCCACAUACAGAAUUCUAGUGAACCGGCUAGAAUCAGUUUCGUGGGUCACUCCCUGGGCACGAUCAUUAUCAGAUCAGCUCUGGCCAGGCAGCAGAUGAAGCCGUUCCUGGGGAAACUGCACACAUUCCUGUCGCUUAGCGGACCUCAUCUAGGCACGUUAUACAACUCUAGUGGCUUGGUGAAUGCAGGAAUGUGGUUCAUGCAAAAGUGGAAGAAAUCAGGAUCCCUCCUUCAGCUUUCCCUUCGCGAUGCUUCAGACCCUCGUCGCUCGUUCCUCUACCGGCUCAGUGAGCGGAGUCAGCUUCACCAGUUCAAGCAUAUCUUACUAUGCGGCUCUGGUCAAGACAGAUACGUACCCUUACACUCUGCCAGGCUGGAGCUGUGUAAGGCUGCUGCUAAGGAUACCUCACUGCUGGGCCAGGCUUAUAGAGAAAUGGUGCACAACAUGGUUUCCCCGCUGGCUGCGCGAGCAUCAACAGUAUCAGUGGUGCGGUAUGACGUGCAACACGCGCUCCCGCACACCGCGAGCGCACUAGUGGGCCGCGCGGCCCACAUCGCGGCUCUGGACUCCGACCUCUUCAUAGAGAAGUUCCUCCUCGUCUCCGCCCUGAAAUACUUCCGAUGAAAGCUUGUCUUUUGUUUCCUUCUUCAAAGCUGUUGAACGUGAUUUACAUGGAGUAUAAUUAUUAUUUAUGGUUUCGUUGGAAUGGAUUAACUAUGUUUGUCAAUCUGUGGUAUGUAUAGUAUUUGCUGGA
This is a messenger RNA of Ostrinia nubilalis (European corn borer), 5472 nucleotides long. RefSeq lists its product as uncharacterized. The transcript is spliced from 16 exons. Bases 3 to 5342 code for a protein of 1779 amino acids. Lineage: Eukaryota; Metazoa; Arthropoda; Insecta; Lepidoptera; Crambidae. The record is from RefSeq and is a predicted model, not a curated record.